Messenger RNA from Mobula hypostoma (lesser devil ray), 2321 nucleotides. RefSeq names its product akirin 2 (gene akirin2). Gene Ontology annotation, molecular function: transcription coregulator activity. The transcript is spliced from 5 exons. Gene Ontology annotation, cellular component: nucleus; chromatin. The record is from RefSeq and is a predicted model, not a curated record. Gene Ontology annotation, biological process: positive regulation of transcription by RNA polymerase II; positive regulation of innate immune response. Lineage: Eukaryota; Metazoa; Chordata; Chondrichthyes; Myliobatiformes; Myliobatidae. Bases 369 to 923 code for a protein of 184 amino acids.
CGGUGUCAGGGCUCAGAGCGAGGCUGGCGUUGUUUAUUGUCGCUGUUUCCGCCAUAGCGGAGGGAGAAGCCAGGAGAGGGAGAGGCAGCGGCUCCCUUGCGGAGCAAUCCAUCGGCAUCGGCACUGCUGCUGGGUGGACCGCCUCGGCUAGUUAACGCAGAUCACUGCGGUGAACGGAGCUAUCCUCUCGUGCAGAUACUGGAUUAAGGCGAGUGCGGGACCGGUGAGAGGAAACAGUUGCUCGGCGGUAACGGGGCGGCCGCCGCCUUCUCCCCAGAGGGACCUAAGCGUCGCGGCGACGACGACCAGGGCCCGUGUUCGAUCAGCAGAUAACCCGACCUGUUCCCUGCCCCACCCCGGCCGGCGCCAUGGCCUGUGGAGCCACACUGAAAAGGACUAUCGAUUUCGACCCUCUGCUGAGUCCCCCGUCGCAGUCGCCGAAAAGGAGGCGUUGCACCCCGCUCAGCUCGGCCGCCUCCCCGCAGAAGUACCUGAAAAUGCAGCCGUCACCGUUCGGAGAGGUGACUCCCCGCCUCACCACAGAACAAAUUCUUCACAACAUAAAACAGGAGUACAAACGCAUUCAGAAAAGGAGACAUUUAGAAAGUUUCCUGCCUCAGUCGGAGGGCAGUUGUUCAAGUGACGGACAGUCCCAAAUUCCAGUUUUAAAUGGACCAGUUUUGCAAGGCACUUCAUCUGGAUCAUUGUCACCACAAUCAAAGAAAGACCAGCCAUUGUUCACAUUGAGGCAAGUUGGAAUAAUUUGUGAACGCCUGAUUAAAGAGCGAGAAGAGAAAGUCCGUGAAGAAUAUGAAGAAAUACUGGAUACAAAGCUGGCAGAACAAUAUGAUACUUUUGUGAAGUUCACGCAUGACCAGAUAAUGCGACGAUAUGGAGAGCAACCUGCCAGCUAUGUGUCCUGAAUUGUCCUGUUUCUGUGGAGUGCCCUUUUCCUUUUGAACACUGCAAGUUGGCUGUUUCUCUGAGACUUGUAGCAGUGCCAUAUUAACCACCUAUGAGCACGGGGUGUUUUCAGCUUGUGUCAGUGGCAACCACUUUUCUGCAGCAUGUUUAAUGGAGUGCUCCCUGAUAUGUCGUCACCUUUUAUUGGACCUUUGCUAACUUGUACUUAUAAUUACCAGUGGCUCCCUCUGUUAAAAUUUUGCUGUAUGUUAAAAUCUGAAAAGCUUUUUUCUUUCCUUUUAAUGACUUUAAAGGAGCAGUACUGGUGUUCCAAAAUGUCCAUCUCAAUUUCAGCAUUGUAUUUUAAAUGCCAGAUUUUAGGGGAAUAAUCAGUCUAGUACUGUUUUAGUAAUGAGCCUUAUUUUGCAAACUCUGACUUCUAGCUACCAAAACGCAAGAGGGCAAAAGUCAUUUUUUUUACUCCUAUUCCUUAUAUAAGUGUUAUGUUUUUUCAGGCUGGUUUGUUGGAGGUUUUGCCUUUUGUCUUAACCAGUUCAUAUUGAAAUAAUGCCAAGUUCACUAUCAGAUUUGCAAGUAAGCAACAAAACGUGGCUCUUGUUUUUGAUUUUAUUUAGCAUUUCUAUUUCAACAAAUUAGUGAAGCAUAAUUCAAUCCAAUCAUAAGCAAACAAUUCAAACUGUUGAAUUCGAGUUGCAGCAACGUUUCCCUGAUGUCCAGCAGACAACUGAACACAGCUUGACCUUGAUUCUACUUUUGAUAUUUACCUGUGUUAAUUAGAUGUUAAGAAUAUUGUUUUCCCCAAAAACUUUCAAUAUUAAGAUUUUUUAAUUGUAUACAUAUUUGACUCUCAAUGCAAGAUUCUUGAUUUCUAAAAUUGUGGGGAUUCCAACAACUGUAUUUUUAAAAAUAAGGUAACUUGUAAGAAACCAGGUCCAGUUAAUAAUGAAUUACAAAGGUCCAAGAAUACUGAUAAUCAACAUACUUCCAAGAGAGCAGCUGUGAAGAUGUGAUAGCUGGUAGCAAUGUCUUCAGUUACUGCACGGCUGAGAUUAACAUGACCAGAGGGGAAAGGUUUGCAAAGGCUCAUUGUGCACUACAACAUUUCUGCAGGCAAAAUCUCAGUGAAUUUUGGAUAACGUGAUUAAUUAUCUCCACUGUUGGAAUUGCCUGCAUGUAGCUGUGGUCGUCUAUCAAAUGAAGGGUUCAGAAGAGAUUUUGUACUGAGAAGAGGAGGAUGGGAAGGGGUAACUGAAGCUUCAUAGUAAAUUUGAUUAAAAUAGUAAAUUUUAUUUAUUCUAGCAGUCUUUCAAAGUUUAUUUCUGCAUUUUGAUGUACCAUUAUUUUACUGUUCUUUGUAGUGUAAUGGAAUUUAGUUGACAAUAAAGAUUUACAUCCGA